UUAUGGUCUGAUUUAAUUUUUCCAUACCAAAUCUUAGAUUUAACUGAUUCAAAAAAUCUCUUUAAAUCGAUAUUCCCACCUCCCGAUCCAACCCGCUGGUCUAGUUCAAACUCACCGAUUUUCACUCCUUUAGCUUCCUCUCUAACAUUUGAAGAAAUGGAUUCUGGAGAACAGGUUUUUGUUUUUGAAGAAGUGGCAAAACGCAAGGAAAGGGAUGAUUGUUGGCUUUUGAUAUCUGGAAAGGUGUAUGAUGUAACCCAAUUCUUGGAGGAUCAUCCUGGAGGAGAUGAAGUCUUGCUAGCCGCUAGUGGAAAGGAUGCGACACAGGAUUUCGAAGAUGUUGGUCACAGUGAUGAUGCAAGGAACAUGAUGAAAAAAUACUACAUUGGUGAGGUGGACAGCACCACUGUUCCUCCUUCAAACAAGAUCAAACCACAGACGUAUUCAGUGACUCAAAAAGAUGACGAACCUGGCUUUCUGUUUAAGAUAUUACAGAUCUUGGUACCCAUCUUGAUCUUAGGUUUGGCAUUUGGUUUCCAGUUCUUGGGCAAAAAGGAAAAAAACUGAAGCUUAGAUUUUCUACUUUUCCCACAUUACGGUUGCUUAUAAAUAAGGUUGGUGAAAGCUGUCUUUGUUGUUGUUGUUGUAAUAUUCAAUCAUCUACUAUUGGUUGCUAAUAAUAAUGGCUUAGCAAUCUCUUGCAAUUA
Molecule: messenger RNA, 707 nt
Organism: Gossypium raimondii (Peruvian cotton)
Lineage: Eukaryota; Viridiplantae; Streptophyta; Magnoliopsida; Malvales; Malvaceae
Product: cytochrome b5
Exons: 4
Coding region: 157-567 (136 amino acids)
Cellular component (GO): membrane; intracellular membrane-bounded organelle
Molecular function (GO): heme binding
Source: RefSeq, a predicted model, not a curated record